Molecule: messenger RNA, 934 nt
Organism: Paralichthys olivaceus (Japanese flounder)
Lineage: Eukaryota; Metazoa; Chordata; Actinopteri; Pleuronectiformes; Paralichthyidae
Gene: inf2
Product: inverted formin 2
Biological process (GO): actin cytoskeleton organization
Molecular function (GO): small GTPase binding; actin binding
Source: RefSeq, a predicted model, not a curated record
GUCAGUCUCUCUCCAAAUGAGUGAAAAGCCCGGGGGCUGUGACAAAUCCUGAAAGCGGAGGAGCCAUCCUCCCUACAGCACAGCAAGAGGUUCGAUCCCCCCCACACGGUCCAUCCUCUGGAGGGUGAGAGGUUGUGUGGAUGACCGCAGAGCGCAUCCCCCCCUGAAGCACAGCAGAGGACGCGUGUGGAUACAUGGAAUAAACUCAGUCCCACCAGCCAUCAUGACAGGAAAGUUAGAUGGGAAAAAGAAGUGGGCGGCGGUCAGGGAUCGCCUUGGCUCCUCGCAGGACUCCGACACCCAACAGGAAGCCAACCUGGAGAGCGCCGACCCAGAGCUGUGCAUCAGGCUGCUGCAAGUUCCCACUGUGGUGAACUACUCGGGGCUGAAGCGUCGCCUGGACGGCAGCGACCGGACAUGGAUGGUCCAGUUCUUGGAGCUCAGCGGGCUGGAUCUGCUCCUGGAAGCCCUGGACCGGCUCUCGGGGCGCGGAUGUUCCCGCAUCGCAGACGCCCUGCUGCAGCUCACCUGCGUCAACUGCGUGCGGGCAGUCAUGAACUCCUCUGCAGGGAUCCACUUCAUUAUAGAGAAUGAGGGAUACAUUCGGAAGCUGUCACAAGCCUUGGAUACGUCCAACAUCAUGGUGAAGAAGCAGGUGUUUGAGCUACUCGCAGCCCUCAGCAUGUUCUCCAGAGAUGGACACCGCCUGGCUCUGGAUGCCCUGGACCAUUACAAGGGCGUGAAGACGCAGCAAUAUCGCUUCAGUGUGAUCAUGAACGAGCUGCAGGCGACAGAUAACGUUCCCUACAUGGUCACACUCCUCAGUGUCAUCAACGCCCUCAUCUACGGCAAAGACGACCUCAGGCAGAGAGAUAAGAUGAGAAAGGAGUUUAUCGGGCUUCAGUUACUUGAUAUUCUGCCAAAGUUACGGUGA